Molecule: messenger RNA, 1308 nt
Organism: Helianthus annuus (common sunflower)
Lineage: Eukaryota; Viridiplantae; Streptophyta; Magnoliopsida; Asterales; Asteraceae
Product: monooxygenase 1
Exons: 5
Coding region: 49-1248 (399 amino acids)
Molecular function (GO): FAD binding
Source: RefSeq, a predicted model, not a curated record
UUUUAUAUACAAGAGAAACUUAAGAGUUGCUUUCACUAAGAAGUUGCUAUGUACGAAGAAGAAGUGGUGAUAAUCGGGGCAGGGAUCAGCGGGCUAGCAACGGCCCUCGCCCUUCACAAGAAAGGGAUCAAAAGCAUAGUAAUGGAGAGAUCAGAAACUCUGAGGAACAAUAGCGGAACAGGGAUUGGAAUCCGGCCAAACGGAUGGCGAGCUCUGGAUCAGCUUGGCGUCGCGGAUAUCCUCCGUCGCACCGCUAUCCCUUUUCAAAGGGAAAGAGUCGUAUCGCUUGAUGGAGGGAGAAAACAAGACAUCUCAUUGUAUCAUUGUGUUGGUGAAACACGUUGCUUGCGAAGGAAGGAUAUUAUAGACACUCUUUAUGCUGCACUUCCACCUACCACCGUUAAGUUCAGUUGCCAACUUGAUUCUAUAGAAUUAGACCCACUUACUACUAAACCAAUUCUUAGGUUCAUCGAUGGAAGCUCAAUUAUCACUAAGGUUGUAAUUGGUUGUGAUGGUGGCAAGUCGAUCGUUUCAGAUUUCCUUAACCUCAAGCCUACAAAGAUGUUCCCGAUAUUUUCAGUUAGAGGCUUAACUAACUACCCACAUGGUCAUCCCUUCGGCCACGAGUUUACGAAUUUCAUGAAAGAUGACAUGCAUGUGGGUAGAGUUCCGAUUGACAAUAACACGAUUUAUUGGUUCUCUUCACAGCCAUACAUUCCUAAAGAUGAAGGAAUUUGGAAAAAUCCCGAGGUAAUACGACAAUACGCCAUAGAGUUGCUAGGCAACUUUCCCCAUGAGAUUCAAGAAAUGGCUAAGAACGCAGACAUUAACUCAUUGUCGUUUACACACUUAAGAUAUCGUGACCCGUGGGACAUACUAGUGGGGACAUUUUCUAGAGGAACAGUGACAGUUGCUGGUGAUGCUAUGCAUGUCAUGGGUCCAUUUAUGGGGCAAGGUGGCUCUGCAGCACUAGAAGAUGCGGUUGUGUUGGCUAGAAAUAUGGCUCAAGCGGGUUUGAACCAUAUUCAGAGUGGAAGUAAUGUCAUUGUCCAUAGAGUUGGGGAAGCAUUUAACAGGUUUGUAAGAGAACGAAGGGUCAGAGUGGUUCGAUUGUCGUUGCAAGCUUACCUCAUUGGCAUGAUGUUGGGUACUUCUUCGCACCUAAAGAAAAUAAUAUGGACCAUAUUGUUAAAUUUCUUCUUUCCGAACCAAAAGAGUCAUAUGGAUUAUGAUUGUGGUGAUCUUUGAUGUGUUCAAAGAUAUUUAUGCUUUUUUUUCAUUAAUAUAUUGCAAAACAUUUUAGUAUAA